AUGAUGGAAGCAAGCGUUGUUUCCAAGGACACAGGCCACACAAACCCUCUGAAAGGAUCACUUGACACCUCAUCCAUUCCCGCUCCUGCCUCCACACCUCCAUCUUCUCCCCUUUCUCCACCUUCCCUGCCCUCCUCCAACCCUCCGGUCCGGCCAUGUCGUCCCAAACAGCCACUUCCUCCGGCGAAGUCCUCCCAGCUCCCCUCUUGUCCUCCUCUACCUGCGUUCACUCCUCCAACCCUUCCUCCAUCUUUCCCUCCUGUCUCCAAACCUCCACCUCCCCUUCCUCCUAUCUCCAAACCACCCCCCCCACCCUCAUCCAAUCCUCUUCCUCCCUCUGUUCCUCCCCCUCUCUCCUCCAACCCUCCUCCCCCAUCUCUUCCUGCUCCGCUCUCCCCUACUCCAGUCUCUCCUUCUCCCCUGCUUUCUCUGCAGCCAACCAUCUCCUCUGAUCUUACUCCCUCUUUUUCACCUCCUCCUCCAAUAUCACCAACAAUCCUAUCCUCCUCAUCUCCUCCUCCAACUCCUCCAACUCCCCCUGUUAUCCCACCAUCUUCUCCAACUCCUCCAUUGCUGAGUUCUAUAGAUGGGCUGGUUGGGAGUGUCUCUGUAUGGCAGCUCAAAGGACUCAGCCAAGACCAAACCACUAGUAUAAUGGAGAAAGAGACGGCUGGGGCAUUCCUGGUUUACAGCACAGAGGGCAAGGGCCUGACACUGUCAGUACGCGUGCCUGAUGAGCAGGGGCCGCCACUCGUACACAACCUGAUGGUCAAACAACACCAGACAUUUCUCCACUUAGAUGGUUCCUCUCUGGUUUUUGAUGACAUCUUCAAAUUGAUCUCCUUUUACUGUGUCAGCAGGGACAUUCUGGAAACCCCAUUGAGGUUACCCUGGGCUAUUACCACGGCAACUAAGAGAGAGGAUCUGGAGGUCAUCUCUGCUAUGGGUGCAGAUUUCUGGACGUCCCAUCUGAACCAGCAGGCAAAGAACCAGGACCUGGUUUUGGAUGAGAACCACAGUAGACUGUACUUGUAUGUUAACCCAGUCACUGUGGAGGAGAGCCCCAACAACGACCUGAACCACUCCUCUAUCACCACAUCACAUUUCAUCACCAAUCAAAACAUCACCUCCUCCCUGCAGAAUGGAGAAGCCGCACAGAAGAAGAGCGCGGAAGUCAAAGGUCAGACUAAAACCAUGCCAAACCCAGAGAUUAAAUAUAAGCGUCCCCCACCACGUCCCCCCAGCCUGGGCUCAGGGUUUGGGAUGGGCCUCCUCUUCUCCUAUCCCCCCUCGCUUAACACUUCAUCUUCUGCAACUCCAGCAGCUGAGAGAAAAGAGGAAGGAAAGGGUGGAGUAGGUGAGAGAGAAGAGAAGAAGUCAAUGUCAAUGUCACUUACUCCAUCGAGGCCUCCUGUCCCCUUGCAGAGCCGAGCCGCUCCCCCACUACCUCCUGCUCCUCUCCGUCGCACCUCCUCGAGGAAAAGCACUGACCGAGAGGUAGGAGAGGGGACGGAGAGAGAGAAGGGACAAAAUCCUACAAAGAAAACUGAGAGAGAGGGGGGAGGAGAGAGAGGAGAGGAGAAAAACGGAAGUAAAUCAGGUCAGCUGGGUGAGGGGGUUGAACAAGAGAACAGUAGCCAGAAUCAAGAGGAUGAGGGAAAAAAGGAUAGGGAAAAGAGCGAGAAAGAAGAUGACAAGGAGGAAGAAGAGGUGAAAAUGGAUAAAGAGGAUGAAAAACAGAAAUCCAGCCCCCACUGUCCACCAUUACUAAAGAAACCCUCCCGUCCUGUCCCUCCACCAAGGAGGAAACCAUGUUCCCCAGACACACCUGUGAACCCCAACCAGGCUGCAGGAGGAUUAACCAAUCAGACUUCUGGGGUGAGAGUGCCCCCUCCCUCCCCAGCGCGGCGCCCGGAUGUGUCGCUGUACUCACCACAAGGGGGUGCAGUGCUAGUAACCGAUCCCGACUCCUGCUCCACCAGUAGCACAGAGGAAGACGGAGAGCCAAACCAGGAACAGGAGCCAAACCACAAUCACCCAGCAGAGAGCCGCAGCCCUAAGGUAGCUGUAAGAAGAACCCCCACUGUGAUGUUGGACCGAGCUCGCUACCGCCUGUCCACUGUCAUCACCGGCCUCAUCAGCCACGACCGCCGCCUCACACAGCGCAUCGUAGAGCUGGCAAGGGACCCUCUGAGCUACUUUGGUAACCUGGUAAAAGAGCACCGUGCAUUCACCUUGGAGACCAUGUCGAAGCACUCCACCUCCACUGAGCUGCUACAGGAGAUUAGACAGAUGAUAACUCAACUGAAGAGUUACCUUCUGCAGAGUACAGAGCUGCAAGCUAUGCUGGAGCCACAACAUCAGUAUACACAAGAGAAACUGGAUAACAUAGCGGAGGCUGCUCUGUGUAAGAGUGUACUGAAGCCACUGAGGGAGCCAAUUUAUCAGAGUCUGGAGAAACUGCAUAACAACGACAGCAGCCUAAAACAACUGGCACAGAACCAGUCUAUCGUCCUAGGCAGCACCACCACAGCAUUAGGAAUAACCACCGCCGUCCCAGAAGCCUCUGCUAUGGAGAAGAUCAGCAUCAAAAUGAACAACCUCCAUCUGGAGUAUUCUCCACAGAAAAAGAUUGAGCUUAUGCUAAAAGCCUGCAAGAUCAUUUAUGACUCCAUGUCUGUCAGCUGUCCAGGGCGGGCCCAUGGCGCUGAUGACUUCCUGCCUGUAAUGAUGUAUGUCCUGGCUAGAUGCAAUCUGUCCGGCCUGCAGCUGGAUGUUGAAUACAUGAUGGAGUUGAUGGACCCAUCAUUAGCACUAGGAGAAGGUUCCUAUUAUCUGACCACCACCUACGGGGCUCUGGAGCACAUUAAGACGUUUGACCAGCAGAGGUCAGCAACACGGCAGCUCAGCAGAGAGGUUCAGGACUCCAUCCACCGCUGGGAGAGACGCCGCACACUCAACCAGGAACGCAUGUCCCAAGGAUCUGUUCGGGACUUUCUGACAGUGUGUUGUCCAGUGAUUGGAAGCAACCUAAAAACUCUGGGUGUCCUCCCCACCACAACGAUGCAGCAGCUAGCUGAGCAGUGUGCUGCACGCUUUGAACAAGACUCCUACAUGCUCAGUGUGUAUUUGGAUGGUGUUCACCAGCACCUAGGUCCUACAGAGCUGGCCCUGAGUGUAAAGAACAGUUCCCAACCUGGAGCUUACUGCUUUGUCUAUCACCCUAUCGACCAACCCAUCGAGCAGCCGGCCCGCAGCUGCCCCACUGACGCACCUCCAGCUCCACCUGAGAAAAGCUUUGUGCCAGGCGACUUCGAAGCUGCGGACACAGUGGAGCCAGAGGCGGAGGAGGAGAGUCUGAUUAGCUUGUAACUGCUCCAGCAUCACAGUGGCACCUGCUGUAUUGCUAUGGUAACUACAUCACUGUGGUGACAGCACUGUGGUGACUGCAUCAACAAACUAAAUGCAGAACACUGAUGUUGUAUCUCAACAUGGGGUCUGGAACCCUAGGGAUUGAGGAUAUGGUCUUAUAGAAUGUAAAAAUAAAUGUUAUUCUAACAUGCACAUAUAUGAUCAUGUUUAUACUCUUUAUACUCUAUGAAACUUGUUGCUACUCUUUCUGACGCUUAAGACGUAACUGAUUAUUGGUUCAGGAUUAUAGUAUCUGUAAUUUCUUUAUGAAAGUUCACAGUAUUCAGAUCAAUAUACUUUGUGAAAAAUAGCUGCUAAAACACUUGUUUAAGGGUGGACAAGGACUUUGAGGCGAUUUCUAUUUAAAGCACAGAUAUAGUAGCAGCUAUAUGGACAACAUCUUCCAUUUUCAUUCCAAAUUUCCGCAUCAAAAUGUUUUUUAUUCCACAUUUGUCGAUAUUAACUGAUUGUAUUGUAAAUAAAUGUUGCCUUUACAAUUUGCCAAA
Molecule: messenger RNA, 3917 nt
Organism: Cottoperca gobio
Lineage: Eukaryota; Metazoa; Chordata; Actinopteri; Perciformes; Bovichtidae
Gene: rin3
Product: Ras and Rab interactor 3
Exons: 14
Coding region: 1-3372 (1123 amino acids)
Biological process (GO): vesicle-mediated transport
Cellular component (GO): endocytic vesicle; cytosol
Molecular function (GO): small GTPase binding; guanyl-nucleotide exchange factor activity
Source: RefSeq, a predicted model, not a curated record